CACAUCCCACUGACUGAUGAGUAAAUGGAAAUAUUGAGAGAGGUCAUGGAGAAGUGACACCUAGUCAAAGACAAGUAGCAAAGAACAUCUCUCCCUAACUAAUUUUUUUGCUUACAUAUAUAUGUAUAUAUGUCGAGAGAGAGAGAGAGAAAGAUGAAGAUUAUGUAUCUCUAUAUUUCCGGGAUAGAUCUGUUGGUGUGUGGUGUUGUGAAGAAAGAAUACAAGUGAAGGUAUAAUGGGCGGCCAUUGAUUUGGUGUUAUGCAAAGCCACAGACUUGUGAGAGUAAUUCGGUUCAGAGACUCUCCCCCACCACUCUUUCUCAAACCCCUCUCACUGAAAAGAUGUUUUGUUUCUUAAUUGUAAGAGAAGCUGACUCAACUUUGUGAAAGAGGUGUAGGCAAUCUGUACGUUCAUGCCAUAGUAAAUUCUGCUGUUUACACUUGAUCAAAUUUUCCAUCUGCGAUCAAGAUGUCAGAACCUGUUGAACGUUCAGCCAUGCCAAGUAUGGAGAAAAUUGAUGUGGAAAACUCAGAGGAUGAGAGGAAAACUAGGCUGGGCUCUCUCAAGAAGGUGGCUAUCAGCGCCUCCAAUAAAUUCAGGAAUUCUUUGACUAGAAAGAGCAGGCGAAACAGCAGAGUUAUGUCCAUAGUGCUUGAGGACGAGCAUGAUGCUGAGGAAUUGCAGUCCGUCGAUGCAUUCCGCCAGGCACUUAUCCUGGAGGAAUUACUCCCUGCAAAACACGACGAUUAUCAUAUGCUGCUAAGGUUUUUGAAGGCCAGGAAGUUUGAUAUUGAGAAAACAAAGCAAAUGUGGGCUGAUAUGCUUCAAUGGAGGAAGGACUAUGGUUCUGACACUAUUAUGGAGGAUUUUGAAUUCAAGGAGAAAGAGGAGGUUGUCAAAUACUAUCCACACGGGCAUCAUGGUGUUGACAAAGAGGGCAGACCUAUUUACAUCGAAAGGCUUGGUAUGGUCGAUCCGACGAAGCUCUUGCAAGUCACGACAAUGGAACGCUAUCUCAAAUACCAUGUUAAGGAGUUCGAGCGGACCUUUGUUGACAAGUUCCCAGCCUGCUCAAUUGCCGCCAAACGGCACAUUGAUCAGAGCACAACCAUUUUGGAUGUCCAAGGAGUGGGACUGAAAAAUUUCAACAAGGCAGCUCGAGAACUCAUUCAGAGCCUUCAGAAGAUUGAUGGUGAUAAUUACCCUGAGACCCUAUGCCAAAUGUUUAUUAUCAAUGCAGGAUCUGGUUUUAGGCUCUUGUGGAACACUGUCAAGUCAUUCCUUGACCCAAAGACCACUGCCAAGAUCCAUGUUUUGAGUAACAAAUAUCAGAGCAAGCUGCUUGAGGUCAUCGAUGAAAGUGAGCUACCAGAGUUCUUGGGUGGUACAUGCACCUGUGCAGAUAAGGGUGGUUGUAUGGUUUCUGAUAAGGGCCCUUGGAACGAUGAAGAGAUUAUGAAGUUGGUCCGCAUGGGUGCACACAAAUGUUCAAAAAAAGCCUCUUCUUCAUCUGUGGAUGAGAAAACGAUUUCAGAGGAUGAGAGUUCUAUUUCAAAGAGUGUGAAGAAAACCAGCUCCUUCAAUUUGAUGAGCAAUUCUCCAGGUGGGGACCCUGUUGCAAUUCCUCAACUCACUCCUGUUCAGGAAGAAGCAACCAGAAAUCCUCCUGAUGCAGGUGAGCCUCAGGAAUAUGUCCCUGUCAUUGACAAGGCCAUUACUGCUCCUCGGGCACAAAUAGCAGUAAAGAUCGACAAUUUGGCUCUUGCUAAAAUGACAGAUUAUGGUAAGGCUCCUGAAGGACUAAGCAACCAUAUCUUUACUGGAGUUCUGACCUUUGUCAUGGGCGUUGUUACAAUGGUUCGGAUGACAAGAAACAUGCCCAGGAAGCUUACAGAUGCUAACCUCUAUUCAAAUUCUGUGCACAGUCCUGACGACAUGAUCAAAAGUCGGGCACAUACCUACGAUUCACCAGAAGCCGGCAUCUCCAGAGCCGAUUACUUGAUCAUGAUGAAACGCAUGAAUGAACUGGAGGAGAAGCUCAGUAGUCUCUGCAACAAGCCAGCAGAUAUGCCACCUGAAAAUGAGGAGAUGCUGCAGAGUGCCCUGAACCGUGUCGAUAAAUUGGAGCAAGAGCUUUCAGAAACCAAAAAGGCUCUUGAGCAAUCCCUUUCUCAGCAAGAGGAGCUCCUUUCCUACAUUGACAAAAAGAAGAAGAAGAAGAAGUUCUUUGCUUUCUAGGUGCAGAAACGAUAAUGAUUGUGAGAUAAUAGUGUUCUAAUUCUUUAGAAAUAGCGUUUUGUUUACAGCCCCAACAAACACCACCCCCUUAUUCUCCAAGCAGAUGCUUAGCUCUGCUCUACUGAGUUUUGUUUUUAAGGAACAUUUUAAGUUACACCGCAUGCGGUUUGUAUUAGUGUUAGUAUUGUUUGUGUUGUUUGGAAAUUUUAGCAUCCUGUGCCAUGGAGAUCCUUGGUCAGGAAAAGGUAUUUUGGCUGUUCUUUCAACGCUAAUAAUUGCUCUUGCUGCUGUUCCCAUGCAAUAAAUGGAUUUUUUUUUAUAGAGAAAAAGAAUUCAGAAUUAAAUGCUUUCAAUAGUAGUGCUGUGUGCAUGCUAAGUUGUGAUUUUAGCAUCCUUCACUCCAAACACACGUUAACAGGUCUGAUAUUUUUGCCUGUACUUUUGCUUUGUUAUAGUGAUUAUGUGGGCUAAAGCAUCAAUCUUAAACAAAUCAUAAUAAAACCACAAUGGUUGAAGUUUCCAAAUCAUGUAUGUAUAGUUCACAAGACAAGGUAUCAAACAUCAUCGAAAGGAGAGGAUCUCUCUCAAACAAACAAAUCUUAAAUCACACCAGUAGAGUUUCCAGAUCAUAUAUGCAACAUUCAGUAUAGUUCCACACCAUAAGGUAUGCUUGAUCGACGAAAUUUUACAUCUUCGAUCACAACUCAAGACUAUGAAGGUCCGGUGAGCCUCAUACAGCACAACAUAUCUCAACCG
Sesamum indicum (sesame) is the source of this 2995-nucleotide messenger RNA. RefSeq names its product phosphatidylinositol/phosphatidylcholine transfer protein SFH12. Lineage: Eukaryota; Viridiplantae; Streptophyta; Magnoliopsida; Lamiales; Pedaliaceae. The record is from RefSeq and is a predicted model, not a curated record.